Molecule: messenger RNA, 792 nt
Organism: Cyprinus carpio (common carp)
Lineage: Eukaryota; Metazoa; Chordata; Actinopteri; Cypriniformes; Cyprinidae
Product: diacylglycerol kinase kappa-like
Exons: 2
Coding region: 1-792 (263 amino acids)
Source: RefSeq, a predicted model, not a curated record
AUGGAUCCCCUCGCCACAAGGUUCACUGCCCUCGCCCGAAAAGACCUCUCCCUUUUGAAAUAUGCAGUUGAGUUCAGCCAGUUCACUGUUGUAACAGCAUUUGACAAAGCUGCGCUGAACUCACUGUUCUGGAUCAGACCUCAGAACAGUCAACCUCCCAGACUGGAGAGUGUCUACCUCCGAUCCAGAACACAGCCAGAGCCCAGCCCACCAUCACCCCGCUGUGUGGAGCUUAAGCCUGAGCCAUUGCCAGAGAGAGCGACAGUGCUGAGGAUCACCCCGGAGCCCAAGCCUGUGACAUCAAACCAGGUGCGAGAGCCAGCUACAGAGCUCGCCACGAGGGAGAGUGUCAUGGACAGUGAGAGCACGGAGAGGAACUCCGUCCCCUACACCGUGGCUGAGGGUGAGCAGUUAAUGGAUCUGGGAAUGUGGAAGGCUUCUGUUCCUGAGUUUAGCCCGGAAAGGGCUUCUGUUCCUGAAUUUAGCCCAGAGUGGGCUUCUGUUCCUGAGUUUAGCCCAGAGAGGACUCCUGAGUUUAGCCCAAAAUGUGCUACUGUUUCACUGUACUACCCAGAGAGUGAAUUAGUUCCUGAGUUCAGCCCAGUCAUUCCUCUGUCAGUCCCGCUUCCUGUGCUGGGAGUCCCCCUCUGCUCGCCCUCAGCCCAUCAUCUGUUAGGUGCCAGCUCCUGCCAUCCUCCAGCAUUGCCGUGGCUGGAGUAUCCCUUGACUCCGCCUCCAGCCUUUAAGCCCCGGACUCCGCCUCGGCCUGUUGACCCGUCGGCUCCACCAUGA